Molecule: messenger RNA, 1415 nt
Organism: Trachymyrmex cornetzi
Lineage: Eukaryota; Metazoa; Arthropoda; Insecta; Hymenoptera; Formicidae
Exons: 3
Coding region: 550-1029 (159 amino acids)
Source: RefSeq, a predicted model, not a curated record
CUGCCCGGUUCGAGAUAUCGAAGGGUCGAGAGUCGCGAGGUCUCGAGCGCGAGAUCGUUCGACCGUAACGGGGGCGACUUCUCGACGGUCCAAUUGGCUUCGAUAAUUGCAAAUGGUCGUUUAAUAACAGAUGAUUGAACGCGUUCGGCGGCGCGGCGGCGUGGCAUUUAUCUGUCAAAAGCGGUGGCGGCCGGCCGACGAAACGUUGUGAUGCGCCGCCGGCUGACGCUGACGCGCGUCCGUUGACCGUUGUACCGGCCAGACGUGGAUCUGCGGAGGCUCCGAGGGCGAAGCUCUUUACUUUUCCCGGCUCCGGUAACGACGGCGGGCGACGGGGACGACGACAGUCGACACACGACCGACGGCGGCGACGACGCGGCGGGAGAGCGAGAGAGCGACAGAGAAGGCGGGACGCGCGAGAGACGAGCGUGCGGAGCGGGCGACCUUUGAAUAACCGACGCGUACGUUUAUUAUUAUGUGAUUGCGGGUUAGGCGCGCGGGUUCACGACGGCAUAACGAGGCAGACGACAGGAAGAAAGCUGUAGGAAAAUGCGGAGCACCGACGUUUUCUGCUAUCUCAUCGUGGCGACUCUCGCCGUUCUGUCCACGCUCGGUCGUGCAGAGAGCAACGACGAUGCACACACAUUGAAACCGUGUAACAUUUCGGAUCUCACCGUGCAGUGCGGUAAAAAUCAGAGGUGCCGUGUAACCAGCAAUGGCAAACAGAUGUGCGAUUGUCAACGAGAUUUUUAUUUGGUUGAUGGUGAAUGCAUUAGGGUAUCAACAUCCACGAUGGCAAAUGUCGACGUUACCACCCUCAAGCCAGAGCAGAGGUCCGAGUCAGGAGGUAGCUCUGUAGCCGCCGGUCUGCUAAUACCCACCUUCCUUAUAGUAGUCGGUGUACUACUGUACUUCGGCGCGAGACGAUACAAAUGGCUACAACGAUUUCGGCAGUAUCGUCACAAUCGUUACGGCAAUGUCAUAGUCACGAGAGACGACGAUGACGACGAUGAUCCACCGAUAGCGUAAAAUGAUAAAUAAAAUGUAAGAGAGAAUUAUAGAGAUGCACAGGCCGCGUACCAAACGAUCAAACUUGAAUAGAUGCAGUGUAUGGUUGUGUGUUGAUAGAAUGUACACAGUUACGAGGCUGUAGUGUGGACUUUGAUACGGGAAUACACACACAUAUAUAUAUAUUCGGUUGGUGACGCUUGUUUGAUUCCUUUAAGAAUCGUUACCACGUAAUUCCGUGCAAGUAUCAGCAGGGAUAUAUCUAUUAGGUGCACAAGAGGCGGGAGAAAAAAAUGAAUUACGAGGCCAAAUGUAAAGAUGCACUCGCGCGAGUAAUUAUGCUUUUAUCAUUAAUUCGAAGAUAGAUUGGCUGCGUUUAGCAGAACACAACAGUUUUGCAACCGUUU